This is a messenger RNA of Chanos chanos (milkfish), 3828 nucleotides long. RefSeq names its product phosphatidylserine synthase 2 (gene ptdss2). Lineage: Eukaryota; Metazoa; Chordata; Actinopteri; Gonorynchiformes; Chanidae. The coding region runs from base 1028 to 2542 and encodes 504 amino acids. Gene Ontology annotation, biological process: phosphatidylserine biosynthetic process. The record is from RefSeq and is a predicted model, not a curated record. The transcript is spliced from 12 exons. Gene Ontology annotation, molecular function: L-serine-phosphatidylethanolamine phosphatidyltransferase activity.
CCUCACAUGCACCGGACUGACUACUGACGAUAUUUAAUUUUUAAAUUCGGGACUGCCGCAGAGAGAAACGGUUUGUGUGGAUAUCAUUACCUAUUUGAGAGGGCUGUUGUAGUCAUCAUAAGCAUACUUUGUGCAGUCGUCUGAGUUUUUUGAAACAUGCUACAACAGUGACGUGAUUUAAUGCUGUGCCCGCUGCAUGCAUCUGCUAUUUGUGAGAGAGCCACUUUCUGGACAUGUUGUAUUGUUAUCGUGACUAGUCGGCUAUUCUUUUUGUAAACGUACCAUGACUGUUUUGUAGUUAGCUGGUGAUUGAACCCUGGCGAGGUCAAAGUCAUACCUUCUUACUGCAAUUGUGUCUACAUCUACCCGCUAAACAGUGGUCUAGCUGAUAAAGAGUGGUAGUUAAUAAAAAUCAAAACGGCUUGGGACGUAGCUGGAUCAUUUGUAACAUUCGAAACACAGCUGAUUCACCACUUCAAUUGAACCAGUUUUCUAUGUAAGGGUGACACUGUAAUAAAACAUUGUAAACAGUUACUGAUUACAAGGUCAAGUCGCUGCGGGGUGGGGGUAGCAGUGUAGUCAUUGUCCAGGGUCUAGUUACCUGUCAAAUGUGGACUUAAUUAAUCGAUGUUUCAGUCAUUGGAUGUCAGUUAAGAGUUAGUCAGACAUAUUCAUACAUAGUUCAUGGAACGCCAAAUGAUUAAAUAAGAUUUCCAAGGCGAACCCCUAUCAGAUAGUUAGUUGUAUAUUAUAGAUUUUAGGCGGAAAAUAGUUUGAAAUUCUGUUCAAACAUUGAAAAACACUAUUUUGAAAUUAGACCGUUGCUUUGUUGUAACCAACGAGGCAAUAUUUUAUCUCUACCUUAUGCUCAGAGCUGUCAGUCUUCUAACUCUCUGAAUUCGGCCUCGGAUGCGUGCAGCUACCGGGUGGGGCUAAAGCGUUGGAUGAUUGAAAAUAACACUUUGGCUGUAGUCAAGGCAAUAAUUGCUGUCGGUCCCUUGACAAGAAAUCUCUGAUACGGAGAACAAUGGCUAAACCGGAGUCGAAACGAAGUGCCCUGCCUCUUAACACUAGCCGGUCGACCACUGCAUCAGAGGAACAGGUCAACAACGGGUCAGUCAACCUGUCUCCAUCCACCGGGUCCCUCGACUCAACCGCCUCAACUGCACCAAACCGAUCUAAAUCUGCUAAGCAAACAUCGCGCGAGAACAUGCCGCGACGGACUACAGAGAGUGUGGUGUUCGACGACGGAACCAACACCUUUUUCUGGAGAGCACACACUUUGACUGUACUGUUCAUCCUUACCUGCGCCCUGGUCUAUGUUACCCUGCUCGAAGAAACACCCCAGGACACCGCUUUCAACACUAAAAGAGGGAUUGUGGCAAGUAUCCUGGUAUUCCUUUGCUUUGGAGUUACGCAGGCAAAAGAUGGACCCUUCACACGACCACACCCAGCGUACUGGCGCUUCUGGCUGUGUGUUUCAGUUGUUUAUGAGCUUUUCCUCAUCUUUAUCCUCUUCCAGACAGUACAGGAUGGGCGGAAGUUCAUGAAGUACAUUGAUCCCAAGCUGGGUGUUCCCUUACCAGAGAGAGACUAUGGAGGAAACUGCCUCAUCUAUGACCCAGGGAAUGAGACAGAUCCUUUCCACAACAUCUGGGACAAGAUGGAUGGCUUUGUUCCUGCUCAUUUUCUUGGCUGGUACAUAAAGACCCUGAUGAUCAGAGACUGGUGGAUGUGUAUGAUCAUCAGUGUGAUGUUUGAGUUUCUGGAGUACAGCCUGGAGCACCAGUUGCCCAACUUCUCAGAGUGCUGGUGGGACCAUUGGAUAAUGGAUGUACUAGUGUGUAAUGGCUUGGGCAUCUACUGUGGCAUGAAGACCUUGGGCUGGCUUUCAAUGAAACCUUAUCAGUGGCAGGGACUUUGGAACAUUCCAACAUACAAGGGGAAGAUCAAGCGUAUUGCAUUUCAGUUCACCCCUUACAGCUGGGUGAAGUUUGAGUGGAGGCCAGCGUCCAACCUGCGUAGGUGGCUGGCUGUACUUGGCAUCAUCUUUGUGUUCUUGCUGGCUGAGCUGAACACAUUCUACCUGAAAUUUGUGCUUUGGAUGCCUCCUGAACAUUACCUGGUGUUGCUGCGUUUGGUCUUCUUUGUGAAUGUGGGUGGUGUAGCAAUGAGAGAGAUCUAUGACUUCAUGGAUGACCCGAAGUUUCACAAGAAGCUUGGUCAGCAGGCAUGGUUGGUGGCUGCCAUAACCGUGACUGAGUUCCUCAUAGUUGUCAAGUACGAUCCCAACACCAUCAUGCUUCCUAUUCCUGUCUUCGUCAUUCAGUUCUGGAUCCUGGGCAUCGUUCUUAUCCUCACCUGGACGAUAUGGCGUUUUUUCAUCCGGGACAUUACGCUUCGCUACAAGGAGACCCGUCGUCGCAAACAGGAGGGGGCAGGAGAGAGAGAGAGAACCAAUGGCAGCGGCAACACAUCGACCAACUCGGGCCGGAGCAAACUCAACGGCAACACGGAAUCAGUCCGGCAAAGGAAGUCCUGAACCUCACUCUCUUCGGGAGUGCAGCCUGUCUGUACGGGAUGAGGGAAGGGACAAAAAAAAAAAAAAAAACAAGCAGUAAAGAGGAGUAGAAGCACAACUCUGCACCUGCAGCUGUCAGAGCGCAUGCAGACGAGAGCUGACAUCGCAGUGCUGGUACUGUGAUGACUGAGUGUGCGUGCAUGCGUGCGUGUGUGUGUGUGUGUGUGUGUGUUUGUCAGUCUGUCUGAAUGGGAUUCAGACAUUCCUAUGCUGGCUACUCACUCUUAUAAUUAGUCACAGAGUAAGUAGGGCUGAGAGAGAGAGAGAGAGAGAGAUGGGUGGUGGGGAGUUGGCAAUCAUUAAAAUCACGUGAAUUACCUCUUUAUUUUGUUUAAGCGUUUUUGGGGAAAUAAAUCAUUAUGGUGCAAUUUGUGCCUCUGAGUCUAUAUAUGUAUAUAUAUGUGUGUGUGUGUGUGUGUGUGUGUAUAUCCUUUAAAACUGGGUGGAUUGGGAGAAUUCUAUUGACCAUUGGGAUGGUGAGAAAACAAGAAUGUGAGAAUUAGAGUUUCUAGGGCCAUCAGAACACAUUUGUUGUUUGUGGAGGCUGCAAAGGAAAUCUUUGCUUCACCUCUGCUAUUAAAACCUAACACAAACAUUGCAUUUUUAAGAUAUUUCUGGCUAGAAUAUCUUUUUUUUUUUUUUUUUCCUUUUCACACUAGAGAUGCCACAUGCAGUUUUGCAUACAGUUGUUUAUGUGUCCCUAAGGAGGUGAGAGGGAGGGGUUUUGAGUUCAUUUUUUUUGUUUUUCUGCUUUGCGGUGCUAUUCAUGACCUCAGCCACAGAGACCCAGACUCUCAGUCAGAACAUUGUUCACUGACGCAACGGUCAGUUCAGUUCAGUCAAGUACGAAUCAUGUGGCUGUCGUGUGCUUGUGCCACAUUUACAUUCACACAGACAUGGAAAGAUAUUUUACAGACAGUCUCACGGCCUUGACACAAAUGCCAACGAUAUGUAACGUAAGACUGGAGCGUCGUCCGUAACUCCACCGUAAUACUUUUCUAUGAGAUUGUGUUUGUUCUACAGUCUUUCACAUAGGUCAGUUAUGAGUGUUUUAGUAGAUGCUGUCUAUAAGAGUAAUGUGUGCGGCUUGGCCGUAAUGCUCUGACAGGGAGGAUGUAACUCGUGAAACAGUCCAAAUCAUAUUAACAGUCAGGAACGUGUUCCACAACACGCAUUUCUUUUACGAACAAAAAUGUAGAAUUAAUUAUAAUGUAAUAAAGUGUAGUAAUAAUUAUAUAAUUAUAUUU